This is a messenger RNA of Naegleria fowleri, 702 nucleotides long. RefSeq lists its product as uncharacterized. NCBI's taxonomy places the organism in Eukaryota, Heterolobosea, Eutetramitea, Acrasida, Naegleriidae. Gene Ontology annotation, molecular function: alpha-tubulin binding; microtubule plus-end binding. The record is from RefSeq and is a predicted model, not a curated record. Gene Ontology annotation, biological process: cytoplasmic microtubule organization; post-chaperonin tubulin folding pathway; tubulin complex assembly. The transcript has a single exon. Gene Ontology annotation, cellular component: nucleus; microtubule plus-end; cytoplasm. The coding region runs from base 1 to 702 and encodes 233 amino acids.
AUGGUCUGGUUAGUGAUUACUCACUCCGUAUUGGAGAGUUUGAGAGCGGAGAAGCAAUUUGAUGAGAACAUGUCGGUGGAAGAAUUGAAGAGAAAAUUAUAUCCCAUUGUCGGAACGGAACCUCAAUAUAUGAAUUUACAAGUCUUCUCGAAUGAAAAGGAUGAACAACCAGUGCUGAAUGGAUUGGAUGAUUCCCGAACGCUGGCAAGUUAUGGCAUUCAUCGGGAUUGUAUGCGAAUUCAUGUCAUUGAUCAAGAUCCGAGCACUAAAUUUGUAGGAGAAGGAGAGGAAGAAGUUGAAAAGUAUGUCAUUAGUGAGGAGGAUUAUGAUAAGAGGGAAGAUACGUUUAGAAAAUGGAAAAAGAAACAUAUUGAUCCUUAUGUGAGCAAGACGGUGAAACCAAUCUCUGCCGAUGAAGAAAAGUAUAACGAUGUGAAAUGUAUUGAGGGAAUUACGAAGGACAGUAGGUGUGAAUUGAAUGACUCCAAAUUGAGAGGACAAGUUAAAUUUGUUGGAAAAGUUCAAUUUGCAAAAGGAUAUUGGGUGGGAAUUCAAUUGGAUGAACCCAUGGGAACCAAUGAUGGAUCUGCCAAUAAUAAGCGAUAUUUCACUUGUCCUCCAAAGCAUGGAAUUUUCAUAAGGCCUGAUAUGGUUACGAUUGGAGAUUUUCCGGAAGAAAAUUACGAUCUUGAGGAGUUUUAA